Messenger RNA from Nezara viridula (southern green stink bug), 816 nucleotides. The record is from the annotation of a GenBank genome assembly. Lineage: Eukaryota; Metazoa; Arthropoda; Insecta; Hemiptera; Pentatomidae.
AUGGCUGUGGUUUUCUUUUCGGCAAAAAGCCUGAGGUCCAGACACCCACUCAUUGCCAUCGUUGAAGAACUUGAAGAUAUAAUGGACAGUAGAGGUUCCACACACCAUAGGAGCUGGUACUAUGUAGGUCUAGGAGUAUCAUUACCAAAUACAGUGGUCAGGAUUUAUUAUGAUUGUAAGGUUGAAAGAGAGUUAUUGAAAUUUGUUCCUUCGAUAUUUGAAAUAGUGAAAGAAUUGGCUAUGUUUGUGUAUUUGACACAGAUGUUAGUACCACUCCACAUGACUGUUUCCAGUGUUUCGCAGAUCAGAGCCCGCAUGGAAGCAUACAGGCAUGAUCCGGAUUCGAACCCAAGCAAGAGAACUUUGGAGUUGAUUACUCUCGAGCGAAGAUUAGAGCAUGUAUUCAAUCAGCUGAUCGAGGAGUACGGCAAAGACUUCAUUCGUAUAAUUUACAUUUCGACGGGCAGGAUAACAUAUUCACUGUGUGGCGCACUAAUCAUUCUUGUACCAAAUACAUUUGCAGCUUACUUGUAUCUGAUUCCGAUGUAUAUUUUUCCAAUAAUAUCUGUUGUGUACAGGGUAUGGUCCUUGGCGAAUGCUGCUCAGUCCGUGAGGCAUGAUCAGGAUUCGAACCCGUACAAGAAGACUGUGGAGUUAAUAACUUUGGAGCGAAGAUUGGAGCAGAUAUUCCAUCAGCUAGCUGAGGAGUACGGCACAGACUUCAUUCGUCUGAUUUACGUUUCGACGGGGAGGAUAAUCUUAUGUCUCAGGUCUGGUCUGUUGCGCAUGCCUCUUACUCCGCGAGGUAUCAGGUAA